Misgurnus anguillicaudatus (oriental weatherfish) is the source of this 607-nucleotide messenger RNA. The record is from RefSeq and is a predicted model, not a curated record. Lineage: Eukaryota; Metazoa; Chordata; Actinopteri; Cypriniformes; Cobitidae.
AUGCGGAUAUUUUUUGCUAUCUGCAUUUCUACCAUUGCUGAAAGUGAUGAUUCUCAAGAGUCAGUAGACAGUGUGAUAGAUUCCCAAAAAAGGAGAGAGCUCCUGUCUAGACGGCCCUCAUACAGAAAGAUCCUGAAUGACCUUUCAUCAGAUGCUUCAGCAGUCCCACAGAUAGAAGAGGAAAAAUCAGAGGAGGAUUCGACCCCAGCCAUAACAACUGUUACAGUGCCAACACCAAUCUACCAAACAAGUAGUGGACAGUACACUGUUGAAAUUCUGGGAAAAUGCCUGUUAAUGACCUGCUUAUGACCACGACUUCCUCCUCACAGUAGGUGGCAGUACUGCGCCAAAUCGAUGCGAAUCGCCAAAUAAAGACCGAAGAAGACGACUCACUUUAUCCUCUUCGGAAUUCAUCAAGCAGACUUUUAACGUCAGCAAUUUAGUUGUACAAUUAAGAUGGCUGAGCAGGACACUGGUGCAGCAGAGGAUGCUAUGUUCCAUGCAGACCUGCUUUUGGAUCAAAUGAAAAAAAAGCAAGAAGAGAAAAGUACACCCCCUAACCGUGAGAGUAAAUUUCAGUGGAUUGAGAGAGACUGUGAAGGGCGUC